This is a messenger RNA of Poeciliopsis prolifica (blackstripe livebearer), 723 nucleotides long. RefSeq names its product tetraspanin-33-like. Gene Ontology annotation, cellular component: membrane. The transcript is spliced from 6 exons. The record is from RefSeq and is a predicted model, not a curated record. Lineage: Eukaryota; Metazoa; Chordata; Actinopteri; Cyprinodontiformes; Poeciliidae. The annotation marks the transcript as partial.
GCCCAGUCAGAUUUGACUGUCUCUGCUUGGAAUCUGUCGGUCACUGGAGCAAAGCAGCUUUCAGACGCCAUCAUUAUGCUUAUGACUACGAGCUUCGACUUCCACGAAUGCGUUUUUGUUUUUGUGCGCAAACGUGGUUGAAGCAGCAGGGUCAGAGCCAUGGGAGGAAACCGCAGGGGCGCAGCGGGAUCCGGCGAGGAUUUCACCUUUGUCAGCUCAGUUGUGAAAUACCUGCUGUUCUUUUUUAAUUUCAUUUUCUGGAUAAUCUCCCUGGUCUUGGUGGCAGUCGGCGUUUACGCCCGUACAGCAAAGUAUGCGGAGGCAACCCUGGCAUCUCUGUCUGUGGAUCCCGCUGUUAUGCUGAUGAUUGUGGGAGUCCUGAUGUUCCUGGUCACCUUCUGUGGCUGCGUGGGUUCGCUGCGAGAAAACAUCUGCCUCCUGCAAACAUUCUGUAUCUUCCUGGUGGUGAUUUUCAUACUCCAACUGGCUGCUGGUGUUCUGGGCUUCAUCUUUUCAAAUAAGGCAAGACAGAAAGUGACAGAAGUGAUCAAUGAUGCAAUCGUUCACUACAGAGAUGACGUCGAUCUGCAAAAUCUUAUAGACUUCGGCCAAGAAGAGUUUGGAUGCUGCGGUGCUACAACAUACCUUGACUGGACCAAUAACAUCUACUUCGAUUGUAACCAAUCAAACCCCAGCAGAGAGCGCUGCUCCGUCCCCUUCUCC